Molecule: messenger RNA, 2896 nt
Organism: Hydractinia symbiolongicarpus
Lineage: Eukaryota; Metazoa; Cnidaria; Hydrozoa; Anthoathecata; Hydractiniidae
Product: endoplasmic reticulum metallopeptidase 1-like
Exons: 10
Coding region: 8-2755 (915 amino acids)
Biological process (GO): proteolysis
Molecular function (GO): metalloexopeptidase activity
Source: RefSeq, a predicted model, not a curated record
GUCGAGAAUGAUGAGACGAAACCGUAUUUCUUAUCCAAGUUACAUGCCAAACACGCUUCGCUCGCUAACUAAAAUGGUGGACAGAAGUGCACGCAGAAAUUUUUUUGCAGCUGAUGCAAAAAAAGAUACAUCUCAAUCUAAACAACGUUUCUCUAGUUCAUUUAAUGAAAUUAACAAAAUUUAUGGAGCUGGUUAUAUCGUAGGCCUGUUUGUUUUUAUUGGAUUCUUGAUUUACGUGAUAUACACAUCUGAUUCGUUUUUACCUGCAUCAAAACCUUUCGAUUCACCCUUGCAAGAAUUUAGUGGCGACAGAGCUAGAAAACAUUUGAAUGCAAUAACAAAAUUUGGACCAAGGGUUACUGGGAGCUAUGAAAAUGAUAUUACGACAGCUAACUAUCUUCUAAAAGAACUUAACAUGAUAAAAGAAGUUGCUCAUAAAGAUUUUGAUAUUGAAAUUGAACUUCAAACUUCUUCAGGUUCGUUCGCAUUUGUGCGAAAAAGUAACUAUGUUGAUCUUGGAUUUACAAGUACAUACCAGAAUAUAACAAACGUUGUUGCAAAAAUUUCUUCACCAAAAUCUGAUAAUUCCUACAUUUUGGCCAAUGUUCACUUUGAUACGGUUAUGAAUACUGAGGGUGCUAGUGAUGAUACCAUUAGCUGCGCUGUUUUAAUAGAAAUUUUCAGAGCAAUAUGUCAAGGUAAGCCAGAAAAUCUCAAACAUGGUGUAAUAUUUUUGUUUAAUGGAGCUGAAGAAGGUGGGUUAUCUGGGAGCCAUGCUUUUGUAAAAGAUCACAGAUGGUUAUCACUUGUUAAAGUUGUUGUAAACAUAGAAGCUGCUGGAUCAGGUGGACGUGAAUUUGUUUUCCAAACAGGGCCUGAACAUCCAUGGAUUUUAAAUGCUUAUGCAUCUGCAGCCAAGUAUCCAUAUGCGUCUGUUGUUGCACAAGAAAUAUUUCAAUCAGGUGUCAUUCCAUCUGACACUGAUUUCAGGGUGUUUGUUCAAUAUGGCAAUCUUGUUGGUAUCGAUAUUGCAUUUGUAGCCAAUGGUUAUGUUUACCAUACGCGUUACGAUGAUGCUCAGUCAAUCCCUUCAGGAAGUAUUCAGCGAGCUGGUGACAAUAUCUUUGGGUUAUUGAUGGCAAUGUCAAAUUCUCCCUACAUUGAAAACCCAUCUUUGUAUCAGCAUGGAAGCUCUGUGUUUUUUGACAUCUUGGGUGUUUUUGUAGUUCAUUACCCAAAGAGAUUACAUAUUCUCAUGAACAAUAUCACAAUUGUAAUAGUGUUUUUAUAUGUGCUGCAACGAUUAGUUCGUCAAAAUUUUUCAUCUCAAAGAGCACAUGUUGGAUUGAGAAAAGAUGCAGAACAUGUUUCGUUAUUGUCACUGUUUCUAGCUAUUGUUGUUAUUUUGUUUUCAUGGCUCACUGCUGUGAUUGUUCCAAUGGCUCUUGCCUAUUUUCUGAUCCAAGUAAAUGUUUUGAUGACAUGGUAUACCAACCCAUUUUUUGGUUUGUUGUUAUAUGGGCUUCCAUCAUUGUUUGGGUUGCUGUUGACUCAUUUCAUAGGAAAUAAAAUUAUAAACAAGAUUUCCUACACAAAUCUGUCAGCGUUUGUUUAUGCUCACCUACUCAUUCUGGCAACAAUUUUGUUCCUGAUGAAAUAUGUUCUAUCAUCAUAUAUCGUUUGGUUGUGGGUCAUCUUCCCUUUUCUGUUAUUAUGUGUUGGUAAAGAUGCAAUAACAUUUCUUCCUGAGAAGAAGGAUCUGGGACUAUUUAUGUUGCAUAUUUUGGGUGCCAUAAUACCUGCUAUAAUUUCGAUGUACCAUAUUAAUCUGUUGUUUAACUUCUUUGGUCCAUUGCUUGGAAGAGUUGGCACUGAACUACCAGGAGAAUAUGUUAUAGCUGUGUUAUCAAGUUUGUCUGUUAUCACCAUGGGCACUUACUUUACUGGAUUGUAUCACAAAGCAGGAAGCAUGAAAAAAGUCCUAAUUUUUAUAGGAUUUUUGAGUAUUCUUCCUAUCAUCUAUGCAGUCAGUGGACGAAUGUUUCCUUAUUCUCGUGCCAACCCAAUUACUCCAAAACGUUUGUUUAUGCAGCAUACUCUACGUACAUUUCACAAUUCUGAUGGAACUAUUCGAAAACAAGACUCUGGUAUUUGGGUGCAACCAAUGGAUUAUCUAGGGAUCAAGCCAUUAGAAAAUAUAUCUUUUUAUAAAAAUAUUGAGAAUUUUCAAUGUGACGGUUCCUAUUGUGGUUUGCCUUAUUAUUAUCCAAUGAGAAAAGUCGUCAGAAAGCAAUGGUAUCUCCGAGGUGAAAUACCUACUGGUGACAAACCACCCUUAUCAACUGAUGUUUACAGAAAAGAAGUUGUUAACGAAAAAACUGUUAGAUUUUAUUUUGAUAUAAAAGGCCCAGAUCACAUGAAUUUAUUUCUUACACUAAAACCAAAUACAACACUGUCUGAUUGGUCAAUGUAUAAAGCUGAAGACGGUCACAUAUAUUCAAUGGAAGACUUCAAUGGUGGAGAGACAUACAUCGUAUUCUUUUCUCAUGGCUAUUAUUCUGAUGAUUGGAAGUUUUGGCUUGAAUUUAAGAGACAAUCACAAGAUGGUUAUCUUGCAGAAUUAGGUAUUGCACGCCAUUACCUUCAUGGAAAAGAAGCCAGAACGCCUUUCUUAAACUCGGCUAUCAAAGCUUUACCCGACUGGAUAUGCGAUAAUUCAUGGACAAGUAAUUAUGAUAGCUUUACUUUGAAUUAACAAAUUGACUUGACAUUUAAAAAAAAUUGUCUUAAUGUUUUAUAGGGAAUCAUGUGUAAUUUUUUAAUUAAAUUUCAAACGUAAUUUUUCAAUGUUAGUUAAUGUUAUCACUCUAUUUAUGAUAAUAAAUUUUACUUAUAA